AUGGCAACACACUCCAGCCGACUCAACGCGCUCUGCCGGGGCGAGAGAGAAACUACUCCAGAACAACAAAGAGGAGCGGCGGCCGUGCGGAGUUCGGGGCCGCAGGACCGACUCCCGAGCCCGAGGGGAGCGAAGAACCCCUGCCUGACACUAACCCGACCCGGCCAGCGCAGGGGCCGUCGCUCGGUCCCGGCCCGAGUCGUCAGGCGGCCGUGCUCACCCUCCGAGCGGACCCGUCCGCCUCCCGCGCGCUCCCAGCCACAGCCGGGAACCCGCCCCGGGGCGGGGAAGCCACGGGCGGGGCGCGCGGGCCCGGCCGGGGAAGGGGAGGGGACAUGGCGCGGUUACCUGGGCUCGGGCGGUGGCGAGGGGAGUCCGUUCUCCCGCCGCUGCUCGUCCGCAGACGCGCAGGGCCUGCCGCUUCCCCCGGCUGCCCGGAGUGCUCCUCGGUCCCCGCCCCAAGGCGUCCGGGCCAGGCCGCCCCUCCUCGGCGCCGCGCCGCUGCCCGCGCGGGCCGCCCCGCGGCGGAGGAGGGUCUCUCUCGCGGGGCGUCCGGCUCCCCUCACCCGCUCCCACCCUUUGGGCGGCAGCAAAGCCAAGUGGAGGACGGCAAGGGCCUCCCGGGGAGAGCGGGUGGGCGCGAACGCGGGCUCCGCCACCCGAGCCGCUCCGUUACCGCAGCGGCGACGACGACCAGGGCCGUGUUGUUGCUGCCAACUUGUCGAGAGAACACUGAGCAUGCGCGCACGGAGACCACAUCCGGGCUGUGAGUUCACUGAAAACAGAAGGUUCUUCCUUCCCAGCUUCUCUGAGUGCCUGACACGGGGCCUGCACACAGCAAGGGUCAGACAAUGUUUGCUGAAUGGAGGGGAGAGGCAGAGUAUGAAGCAGGGAAGACAGAUUUGGGACCAGACCAGGAAGAAAGACAUGCUGAGGAAUGAACUCCACUCAGGAUCAGAUUCAACAGGGCCAUCCCAGGAUGGAGCAUCAGCCGCCAUGCUGGCAGCCACCUGCUCUGACUGUAUUUUGGAAGCUCAUCUGCACCAGGAAAGAGGAUAAUAAACAGGCAAGUGGAGUUGAAAGUUAGAACACUGAGGGACGCCCUGAUAUCCUUUUUGCCUCUGGAUACAGUUACAUCUGAUGCUGCUACCAUCCCUGUCUUUGCACCUAUGAGAAUAAAUGAAUUCUGUGAUAUUUCAAGCUCACUGGAUUCGUUUUCAGUCUCUUGAAAGGACUCCUAACUACUAUAUUGGGUGCUACUUGGAAUGCCUGGGGAAUGGAUCCCACACGUUGUCUGCCUUUCUCUUCACCCAUUUUUUUGUCCCACGUUGACUGCUUCAUGCCUAUCUAUGCAGGUUUACAUUAGACUGAUCAGAAUUUAUAAACUAAUUGCAUGGAGCUUGCAGUCACUCUGUCUCUACCGCUCACACUAACUCCACAUCCAGUAUAAACACUUUCUCCCUCACCACAUAGUUCCCAGCAUCUGCUGUUCAGGUGAUUCUCCUCCCCCUUCUAGUUCCUGCUCUGUCCCAUCUACUCAGUGAUGAGAAAUUCUGAAGUGAGGCUCUCUUCCAAUGGAAACUAACUGGGCAAAUCUCCUAUGAUUGCUUUUGUUCAAAGCACUGUCCACAAAAUGACCCUGCAGCUAUAUUAUAUUGGGUUUUACAAGCAUCUUUAGCUUGAGCUGAGGAGCAAGGGGGGUUGAGUGUUGACUAGAAGAUUUUCCCCCUAUUAUUCAAGACUACUUCACUGAGUAGUCUUUCCUAUCUUUCAGUUCCAAAGUUUCUCAUCUCAAGCAGAUGCAACUAAACACUGUCAUCUGUGACCUUUGCCUAGUAGAAAUCCCCAUUGCCAGGGGGAUGGGUGUAUAAUGCUUACCAUAGAAGACCUGGACUCUGCUAAAGGCUCACAACAGACCACCACUGGCAAGUAGAGUUGGGCUGUAAAUCUUGGCAGAAGAAAAUGGGAAUUCAUAACACAUCUCUCUACGAGUAAUGGAGAAAGAGUACUGGGCCAGCAGUCAGGAACCUGAGAAUGAUCUUGACUCUGCCAUUUACUACCAUUUAGUAAAACUUAGGUAAGUCAGCUAGCACCUCUUGGUUCUAAUUUCUGCAUUUGUAAAGUGGAAUUCAUGAUACUCCCAUGCCUGCUUACUUCAUGGGUUGUAAGAAUUAAACAAAGUAUA
Nycticebus coucang (slow loris) is the source of this 2185-nucleotide messenger RNA. Its product is annotated as translation initiation factor IF-2-like. NCBI's taxonomy places the organism in Eukaryota, Metazoa, Chordata, Mammalia, Primates, Lorisidae. The record is from RefSeq and is a predicted model, not a curated record. The transcript has 4 exons. Bases 1 to 1059 code for a protein of 352 amino acids.